AUGAAAGCUGCUACUGAAGAGGAAUAUCUUGCUCUCGUCAAAGAAUCUCUUGCAGACGAAGGUCGAAGCCGUUGGACUAUCAGCACUUGGGUCAAAGAAAAGCUCCAGGACGAAGGUAAAUACCUGGGGCUCAUUCACGACAAACGUAUCAAAGCCGUUCUCAGACAGGGAAUUGAAUCCGGCGACCUUGUUCGUCCUAACGGUCCCCUCGGCUACGUCUAUUUGAGCACAGAGGUUGGCGCUACCGGUAAAUACGGUGUUAGAUAUGGUGCUUCGCUGCGUAAGCAGGUCAAGAAGAUGGAAAUCAGCCAGCAUUCGAAAUACACAUGCGCCUUCUGCGGAAAGACCACCGUCAAGAGGACUGCUGUUGGUAUCUGGGACUGCAAGGGAUGCGGAAAGAAGCUCGCUGGCGGUGCUUACCUGCUAUCGACACCUGCCGCCGCUGCUUCCCGUUCGACAAUCCGUCGUCUGAGAGAAAUUGCUGAAGUUUAA
Molecule: messenger RNA, 492 nt
Organism: Orbilia oligospora ATCC 24927
Lineage: Eukaryota; Fungi; Ascomycota; Orbiliomycetes; Orbiliales; Orbiliaceae
Exons: 4
Coding region: 1-492 (163 amino acids)
Biological process (GO): translation
Cellular component (GO): ribosome
Molecular function (GO): structural constituent of ribosome
Source: RefSeq, a predicted model, not a curated record